CGUCAUGUGCACGUGAGCUGAGCGGCAAUGUCAUUAUUGUUUGGAACACCGCCCGUACAGGUCACGAUCGGUUCUCCGAUCGUACAUCAGCUUCACAGUUCCUACAUGGCGUUGGGGUAGUAGGCCUAUACCUUUGGGUGAGUAUAUACCGAUUCCGUGGUUUUACCCGCAUUUAGACGACGGUAAUCUCAAGACAUUUUGUUUUCGAGAUAGACCGUAGGCUUAGACCUUGCUACGUGCUCUGGGUCAUUCCCCUGCUAUGUGUCUGGGGAAGGAAACUAGACAGUAAUCUUAGGGCAGUUCCUGCUUCUGUAGAUAGGCUGUGAGACCUUGCUAUGUGCUCUAGGUCGUCCCCCUGCUAUGUGUCUGGGGAAGGAAGCUAGACAGUAAUCUUAGGGCAGUGUUUCUGCUUCUAAAGAUAGGCUGUGAGAUCCUGCUAUGUGCUCUGGGUAAUCUUAGGGCAGUUUUCUGCUUCUGAAGAUUAUAAACUCUGUGAGACCUGACUUUGUGCUCGAGCUUAUCCCUUGAUAUAUGACUGGGAAUUUAGUUGGUAAUCUUGCGGCAGCAGCUGACUUAGUCGUAGGAGAGACCUUUCUGUGUGGUCUAUUAGGCCGUUCGUGACAGAUUCAUUUAAGACAACGUUUUAUGUCAGUUGCUACGGCGAAGGAUAGACUUUGAGUGUGAGACUCGAUCGGACUCUUAGAGAAGUCUAUAUAUCGUAUGUUGAAUCAUGGACCUAUAAUAGGUCCAUGGUUGAAUUCACCAUGGGCAGUGUGCCAGGGUUAUCUCGAGCAGCAUUUACGCGGUUUUUCUUCCUGUGAGGAGUACCAUAUAGGUACAUGGUAGUACGGGGGGACAACGCUUGGGCUUGCAAAAUCCAGACGAUGGCCUUGCUAUGCGUUACAUUGUUCCACUAGUGGAGAUUGAAUAAGCGCCCAAUUAAUCCUUCGGAUAGAUCGUUAUCGAUUGUUCAAAUGACCAGUAAUGGACAGAGUACUUUUAUUCAGUCGGCAUGUGCCAACAAUUCAUCGUGUAACCAUGUUGUAAUCAAGCUUGCCUCAGGCAUGUCAGGUGUGAAAAGCUUAAUAGAAUUGAUCAGCCAAAAUGACAAAGGCCCAGGGCCAGACAAUACCCGCCAGCACUAAAUGGUUCCGAUGCUUGUCCGAAAUUACAUGAAUGUAUCACGUGACCCGAACACGAGGUAAUUUAUACAACUUGGAGGCCCUCACAUUCAUAGCUCAUUUUCACUCUGGGGUUCAUUCCGCGAGAUGCAGUCCUCAGGCUCGGAUCGUACUGCUUCGGCCCACCCCUCUACACCGGCGGUAUGGUUGAAGGAGGGACACUCCCUACGUGGCAGAGACAUGUUCCCGGUCGCCGCGCGCUUAGUUCAUCCGGACGAGGUGGAUCCAGAGAAUUUCGCCAGUCUGUCAAGAAGAUACCCUCUUACAUCGUAUUCUUUCGACGACCUGGGCAGUGAAUUCAAAAAGCUUACUGGGUAUGACAUUACGAAAGCCCCAGAAGCCGCUGCAGGGGCACCCCCCAACGUGGAGCAGGGAGCUGACAAUAACAAUGUCCCGGCCCCUCACGCUGAUAAUGAGGAUCCAGCAGUACGUCUAAAACUCCUAGAAGGGGAGGUCAAGCGCAUAAGACAGACGCAAGAAGGCACAUCAGUCCAAACAGCCCUCUCUCAGUCGAGGUUCCAACCCGACAGAUGGGAACUCAACACCGGAUUCGAUCCUCUAAAAGCUACUUCCGAACGUAGGUCACCAAGGCGGACCGAGUGUCGGGGUUCGGUGCCCUCUCUCUCUUCACCCACUGUGCUGUUACUAAAAGUUUGGGAUGUCAAAGGUAAAAACUGGCAAGACUGUCUUGACUCACUCUCCCUAAGAGACCCUAAUUCGUUCGUAGCGGGGCAGCUACACACAGAAAAGCAAAACUGGUCCAUACUGCUCGAUCAGGUUAAUGAUAAAGAUUCUAAGUUGGUGGAAAAGUGGAUUUUCAACGAAGUUGAAAUAGUGGAUUUCUUUCAACCUUUUAAGGGUUACUUCAAAGGGGAAUUCUAUGACUCAAAGCUUCCCCCGGCAAUGGUCUUUCAUAACGCGCCAAAUUGUGCCCAACACAAAGAGGAUAUCGUGAGUCAUCUAGAGGAAGGUUUGCGUAAUGGUUCGCUUGAGCUAGUAGGAAAGGUUGGAGAAGUAGACCCCCCUCAUCUUGUGAUGCCUCUCCUGAUGGUUGAUGGCAAAAGGGAAAAGAGGCUCUGCCAUAAUGAGCAGUUUUUGAACUUAUGGAUGCGCCACAUUCCGUUCUCUCUUGAGGGUCUCUCUCUCCUUCCUUCCCUACUGGAUCAAGGGGAUUUUAUGGCGUCGUCUGACGAAAAAUCAGCCUACUUAGGAGUUUGCUUAUCUCCAGCUUCGCGAACCUAUUUUGGGGUACAGUUUGCUGGAUGGUACCUAAGGUACACGGUUCUGCCAUUUGGCUGGUCGGAAUCGCCAUACAUCUACCAGACCAUUGGGAUGCAGGUUACGUUCAUUCCUGCGUCUCCGUGGAAUGAUUACAACUCAGUACCUCGACGAUAGAUUCCUUGGCCCGUUGAAAUCCAUCAUUGCAUCUAAAUUGAAUCAGACCGGAUGGUCCAUUUAUUUCAAUGCAGCCAUCCUUGACCUCUUGGGUUUCUUCAUAGAACAGAAUAAGUCCCUCUGGUUCCCUGUCUUAGCAAUGAUCCACCUUGGCCUUUGUAUUCACUCUGAAUUGAGACAGUUUAGCAUCCCAGAGGCUAAACGGGAGAAUUUCAAGAUCUUACGGGAAACCAUUUUAGAGUCGGAAGCUGUGCAUGUCAAAACUAUGGAAAAAUUCAUGGGCAAAUGUAUGUCUUUUAAGUUGUGUAUCCCAGUCGCAAGGCUAUACAUCCGGAUCAUGGCUGCCAGCAUUUCAAAGGCUUUGAAGUCAGGGUCCCCCAUCAAAAUUUGAGGGCGAUCUUAGGGAAGAAAUUCUCUUCUGGGGCUACAUCGACAACUUUGAACAGGGAUCAACAUUUUCCUGGCGGCAUGUGAUUCCCAGGGUAAAACUCCGGUUCAGCACGUUGACUGUGAAUUUAUGACAGACCUGAAACCUCUUUGCGCAUGCCCUCUACGUUUGGCUUAUAACACAGUUGUAAGUAAAAUCUCCCAGAUGAAAUCCAUCUUCAUAGCAUUGGGUAGAUGCCGCCCCUGGGGUCAGAUCAUUGGUAACCCGGCUAUCUCCGAGGAUAUAUCCAUUUAUCAGAAACAAGUCAAAGUGGAACAGAGCAAGGCUCAUGUGACCUCCAAACAGGCCAAACCCAUUUUCAUAUCGAAGCUAAGGUUGUUGGCGCUCUACUUAGAGCGUCACUUGGAAUCAGAAUCGGAAUCUUCCGAAUCAUUUAUCUUUGCUAGAGACCAGGCCCUAUUCAAGCUUUUAUUUUUUGGGGGCGACCGGUCCCACGAUCUUGGACUGAUGCUCUGUCAAGAACUGAAGGAACUCCCAAACCAUGAGGGCUUCCUUAUCAGGCACACCUGGGGUAAAACAGCCAGAAUUGAUAGGCCCAAGGUUUUCUCGGUUCUAAGGUGUCAGGACAAAUCUUUAUGCCCAGUGGAGGCUAUAGAAAGGUAUUUUUCUGUGGCAAAGUCCAUUGGUAUCAAUCUUGGGUGUGGUUUCCUGUUCCGUCCAGUGUGGAAAGGCCAAGUGUUAAACAAGCCACUCUCAUACGAAGCGAUAUACGCUAGACUUAAAUUCUACUUGCGCUCCCUUGGUAUUGACGAGGGGGAAACCCCUCACAGCUUCAGAGGAGGUUGCGCAAUAUCUCUUCACGCAGCCACAGGUGAUGGGAGGGACCUAGGCGCCGUGAUGCAACAUAUUGGCUGGGCUUCAGAGGCAUCAGCUAAGCAUUAUACCAGGGCAGAUUGCUCUAACCAGACCCGUUUGAAUGCCAGGCUUAUGCACAAUCUAAAUAUUGUUUCUCAGGCUGAACAGGAUUUUGUCAAUGAGAGAAGUCUACCAAAUGCCUUACCACGUUUGUAAUUUCUCGAGUAUAGGCCUGGGUAUCCGGUGUCAUGCAGUUAUACAGGCUACCCACAGUCAAGAUUAAUACGGUCUCUGGAGCAGUAAUUGCAUGCAGUCUUCCUAGGCAGUCCAGUACAUAUAUAUAUAGAGCAGUUGUAAUUCUAUUUUGUGUUAAAACCUAUUUCGUAAUAAAGCCAAAAUAUAGUUGAUUUACUUGUUUCCUGUUUUUCUAUGCUUUGUUUAUAUGUAUGAGUUUGGGGAUGAGUUUGGGAUAAAACUCUGUAUAAAACACGCAUACCUGCUGGGCAGGGGUUAGCGUAGUCAGUCUGUGUGGGUGGAGAUUCGCAACAUCCCCCAAUCUUAUCAGCAUAACAUGCAUGUGAUGGCGCACCACUUGGAAUAGGUAUAUUUCCAAAGUGGGGUGACGUCAUGUGCACGUGAGCUGAGCGGCAAUGUCAUUAUUGUUUGGAACACGACAGGGACGGAUGUGACGAACGGAUGUCGGAGAGGAACAAACUGUGCUCCA
This is a messenger RNA of Lineus longissimus, 4543 nucleotides long. RefSeq lists its product as uncharacterized. The record is from RefSeq and is a predicted model, not a curated record. The coding region runs from base 1269 to 2576 and encodes 435 amino acids. NCBI's taxonomy places the organism in Eukaryota, Metazoa, Nemertea, Pilidiophora, Heteronemertea, Lineidae. The transcript is spliced from 3 exons.